CUGGUGUAAAGCGUUAAUCUGUCUAUUUUAUCUUUCAAAAGUCUACCGAUCCCAGCCAAAGAAAGCAGAAAGACACAAUGAGUGCAGAAAUUCUGGAAAAAUAUGAGCAUUUGACGUUGCACACAUACAGCCUGGACUCAGACCUGGACUCCGAAACCUCGGAUUCAGACCUCGAUUUCGAGGUAGCCGCAACGGGGCCGCAACAGAAAAAGGAAAAGACGAUUACCGACCGGGGGGAUAUUGUUGAAAAAUACUCGCUGUCGAUAAAUCCAGAGCCAUUGAAAAAAGGGCCAAAGACCACGAAAGACCGCUCCAAUCGAGCUACCGUGGAACAGGUCUUAGACCCGCGGACCAUGAGGUUUUUGGCUAAAAUAAUCAACAAAAACAUCAUUUCCCGUAUUAAUGGAUGUAUCAGUACCGGAAAAGAGGCCAAUGUGUAUCACGGCGACCAUGAAGAUCCACUGGUCACCACCAGGGAGUUUGCUGUGAAAAUCUACAAAACUUCGAUCUUGGUGUUUAAGGACAGAGAGAGGUAUGUGGAUGGCGAGUUCCGGUUCAGAAACACAAAGAACCAGGGAAACCCGCGGAAAAUGGUGAAGGUGUGGGCGGAAAAAGAGUUCCGUAACUUGAAACGCCUCUACCUACACGGGAUUCCGUGCCCGGAACCGAUCGAGCUCAGAUCCCACGUGUUAGUGAUGGAAUAUUUGACUAAAGGAAAUGCACAGCCAUCGCCCAAAUUGAAAGACCACCCUUUCAAAGACACUGAAGAGAUUGUUUAUUACUACCAACAAAUGCUUUUCUAUAUGAGAAGAAUGUACAAGACGUGCCGCCUCGUACACGCAGAUUUAUCUGAGUACAACUCAAUAGUUCACAACGAUAAGCUCUAUAUCAUCGAUGUGUCUCAGUCGGUUGAGCCUGAGCACCCGAUGGCGCUUGACUUUCUUAGAAUGGACAUCAAGAAUGUCAACGACUUCUUUUCUAGAAAGAAAAUCAACGUGUAUCCUGAAAGACUUUUGUUCAAGUAUAUCACAGACGCAGAUGAACAGCUUGAGAUUUCUGGAGACUCCGAUGAGGAGUUGGGCAGAUACUUGGACAACUUGCCUUUGAAGUCCGAACUGGAGCACUCAAAUGCGGAGGACGAGAUCUUCAGGUCUUUGCAUUUGGUUCGGUCUUUGAACCAUUUGGAAGAGCGGGAUUUCGAAAAGUUUGCUGAGGGAAAAGUAGACACGCUCACUGACUUGGUGGUUAAGGAAAGACAAAGUGCAGAUGAAAGCCUGGAUUCGGAAAGUGAUGACGAAGACAGUGAUAGUGAUGAUGAUUCAGAAGAUGAGGAGUUCAGGCCUAAGAAGGAGAAGGAGUUAAAGGGCAAGAAGCAUGAGGAUAAGGACGAGAAAAAGGCUCGAAAGACAGCGGCCAAGACUGCUAAGGCUGACAAAAGGAAGACCAAGAUGAAGAAGCACGUCAAGAAGAAGUUGAUCAACAAGCGAAAGACCACGUAAUGCUGGUCCACAGCAGACCUGAUAUAGGUGAUGAAAGCAAAAUAUAGAGGCAUCGUAGGCGUUUUUGAACUAUAAGAGAAGGAUUUUGAAGAUUCACGUGGGGAAGAUGCCAGGAAGGCUUUGCGUUUAUGUGAAGCAGGCAGCUCGAUAAUCUUGGAAUCUAGCUUCUUUUGAUUUUCUCACUUAUACCAUAUACCUAAACUUUUUCGAG
Molecule: messenger RNA, 1710 nt
Organism: Metschnikowia bicuspidata var. bicuspidata NRRL YB-4993
Lineage: Eukaryota; Fungi; Ascomycota; Pichiomycetes; Serinales; Metschnikowiaceae
Product: protein kinase
Exons: 1
Coding region: 78-1499 (473 amino acids)
Biological process (GO): maturation of SSU-rRNA
Cellular component (GO): preribosome, small subunit precursor; cytosol
Molecular function (GO): protein serine/threonine kinase activity; ATP binding
Source: RefSeq, a predicted model, not a curated record